Molecule: messenger RNA, 3177 nt
Organism: Galleria mellonella (greater wax moth)
Lineage: Eukaryota; Metazoa; Arthropoda; Insecta; Lepidoptera; Pyralidae
Gene: Mtp
Product: microsomal triacylglycerol transfer protein
Exons: 7
Coding region: 198-2873 (891 amino acids)
Biological process (GO): lipoprotein metabolic process; lipid transport
Cellular component (GO): endoplasmic reticulum; basolateral plasma membrane; Golgi apparatus
Source: RefSeq, a predicted model, not a curated record
CAGUUGUCAGUAAGUCGGUUGACUUUGAUAGUUUAUUUGAUAGAUAUCUAACUUAACUACUUACUGUAGUUAAGUGAACUUGAAAAGUUGAAACUUUGUUACUAAGUUAGAGAAUUCAUAUUUUAAGAAGUUAUAUUAUAAACUUUUUUAAUGACUUUAAAUUAUCUCAAAAUCGUUAUUUAUGCCUAAGGAAAAUAAUGUAUUUAAUCGUGUUUAUUCUGGUGUUGUCGCAUCCUUGUAAUUUACCGAUAAAUUGGGCGUCGAGUUCGUCGGUGCCGGCGGUGGAGUACGGCGAAUUGAAGCUAUUCCAGGCGGCGGCCGCGUACGAGGUGGAAAGCGAGGUGCUGCUGGCCGACGACGUCGCUAACCGUACCGACAUCGGGUACAGAAUCACAGCCUCGCUGAUCGUCGAGCCGGCCUGGAGUGCACCCGAUUCACACCAUGAGUUUUUGUUAAAGUUCCAUUUGCAAUCACCCAAGUUAUUUCUUCGAGGGAACCGCGCGAACGCCGAGUUUCUUCCCCACAAGUCUAUAUGGGACUCACACGCAGAUUCCACAUUUUAUGCAUAUUGGAGGAAUGGAAUCAUUAAUAAUACUUUUUUGGACCCAAAUGAGGCACCCGAUAUACUCAACUUUAAAAAAUCACUCAUCAGUCUAUUUCAAUUUCAAGCCCUCGAUGGAGAACACAUAGAGUCAGACAUUUCAGGCCAAUGUGAUGUGCUUUAUGAAACAAUAUCGAUGACAUCAUUCAGAAAGAUAAAAAGGAAGUGUUCGGUGGAGGAGACGCCGGAGGAGCGCGAGGCUGACGUGGCCGCGCAGGAGGAGGAGGAGGUGGAGCGCGGCGCGCAGUACUGGCUGAGCGCGGCGCUGGACGCGCUGCACGACGUGCGCGCGCACGAGGCGCGCCGCCUGGGCCCGCGCGGCGCCGCGCUGCGUCUGCGCGCCGCGCUGCAUCUGCGCCGCGCCGCGCCGCCCGCGCCGUCCGCGCCGACCGCGCCGACCGCGCCGCCGGCGCUCGCCGCCACGCUGCAGCGGCUGCCGCCCGCGCUCGCGCCGCUCAGCCUGGCGCCGCACUUCACGGACGACCCCACCGCCGACGACACGCCGCUGGAGCAGGCGGUGGAGGAGGCCCGCGAGGCGCUGGCGACGGACGAGGCGGGCGCGGGGGGCACGGCCGCCGAGGCCGAGGCGGCGGCGCGCCUGCUGCACGCCGUCCGCGCCGCGCCCGCGCCGGCGCUGGCCGCGCUGCUGCGGCGCGACCGCCUGCACGCGCUGCGGCCCGCGCUGUGCCGCCUGCUGGGGCUGGCGGGCACGGCGGCGGCGCACGCGGCGGCCGACGGCUUCCUGCACCUGGCGGCCGCCGACCCGCUGCAGCCGCUGGCGCGCCACUACCUGGCGGCGGCGGCGCUGGCCGAGCGGCCGCAGCCGGCGCGCGUGGCGGCGCUGCUGCGGCUGGGCGAGGAGGCGCGCGACGCGGCCGUGGCGGCGGCGGCGCUGCUGGCGGCGGCGGCGGCGGCGCCGCGCGCCGGGCCUCGCGCCGGCCGCGCCGUGCGCGACUCGCUGCUGCGCUCGCUCGCCCGCUGCAAGGAGGACGAGUGCCGCGCGGUGCGGCUGCGGGCGCUCGGCAACCUGCGGCGCGCCGACGGCGCCGAGGCGCUGCUCGAGCACGCCGAGCGCGGCCGGCGCGGCGCCGCGCUGGCCGCGCUGCACGCGCUGGACGCCGCGCCGCCGGCCGCGCUGGCCGCGCCGGCGCGCCGCCGCCGCCUGCUGGCGCUCGUGUGCUCGGGCGGCCGCGCGCUCGACGUGCGCGGCGCCGCGCUCGACCUGCUGCUGCGCCGCUCGCCGCCGGCCGCGCUGCGCGAGGUGCUGGCCGGCGUGAGCGGCGGCGCCGCGCCGGCCGAGCUGCGCCGCCUGCUGUGGCAGCGCGUGCGCCAGCUGGCCGCCGACGACGCCGGCGUGGCGGCCGCCGUGCGCGCGCUGCCGCCGCACCUCACCGCCUGGCACGCGCAGGCACAGCCCGGCACGUCGUCGGUGCUGACGCGCAGCACGGGCUGGACGGCGCUGGGCUGGCGCGCCCGCCUGGAUUCGGUGCAGCUGGCCGCCGCCGGCCUGCUGCGAGCCGGCCGCGUGCGGCUGCUGGCCGACGACGGCGCCGGCGUCGCCGAGCAGCUGUCCGUGGAGCUGUGGACGCGCGGGCUCGAGUCGCUGGCCGGCGCGGCCGAGGGCGCGGCCGCCGAGCUGGACGAGGGCGACGAGGGCGCCGAGGCCGCGGCCGGCGGGCUCGAGCUGGGCGUGGGCGGCGUGCGGCUGGCCGGCGUGCGCCUGUUCGACGGGCAGGCCGAGCUGCUGGCCCACGUGUGGGCGGGCGCGGGCAGCGAGCCCACGCCGGCGCUGCGCGCGCUGCUGCCGCUGCGCACGCGCGCCGGCCGCGCCGCGCUGCUGGCCGGCGCCGCGCUGCACUACCGGCGCGCGGCGGCGGCGGCGCUGGCGCUGGACGCGCACGCGCAGGUGUCGCUGUGGUCGCGCGGCGCGCGCGCGGCGCUGGAGCUGCGCGCGGGCGGCGCGGGCGGCGUGCGCGCGGCGCUCGGCGCGGCGCCGGGCGCGCCGGCGCUGCGCGCGCACGCCGCCUGGCGCGCCGAGCCGCGCCUGCUGCUCGCCGCCGACCUCGACUUCUACGACAAGGUGGCGCUGUGCGUGCGCGCGCACCUGCCCGACUUCCAGUACGCGCACAACGUGACGCUGCGCUGGGCGGCGGGCGGCGCGAGCGGCGCGGCGGCGCGGCGCUGGGCGCGGCCGGCGCCGGGCCGCACGCUGUCGCUGGGCGCCGCCAACGACGCCACGUGCCGCGCGCUGGUGGCCGCCGACGACCGCUGACCCCGCUGUCGGCACGGGCCGCGCCGGCGCGCUCCUCGUUUUAGAGUUUAAUUUGUAAAUUGAUCGCAGACCAAAGAGCCGAUACUGAAUUUAUCAACUGUCUUAGUAUAUAGUUUGUACGCGUCCGGGAUAUAAUCUAUUAUGUAAUUUUUUUAUAUACAUGUUUAAAAUUGUAUACAGUAAACAAUAAAUAUGAAUCAAUUAAGUUUUGCUCGUUAUAUUGUUACUUGUUUCAUUCAUACAUCGACGCUAGCCAGACAAUGUAUUUGUUUAUUGUCAUUAUAAAUAUACCUGUUAUACUACA